Molecule: messenger RNA, 2220 nt
Organism: Mugil cephalus (flathead mullet)
Lineage: Eukaryota; Metazoa; Chordata; Actinopteri; Mugiliformes; Mugilidae
Product: meprin A subunit beta-like
Exons: 14
Coding region: 17-2083 (688 amino acids)
Biological process (GO): proteolysis
Cellular component (GO): membrane
Molecular function (GO): protein binding; metalloendopeptidase activity; zinc ion binding
Source: RefSeq, a predicted model, not a curated record
GUGAGUUUGCAGAGACAUGAAGCUCAAGUGGAUCAUUCUGAUUUGUGGCCUGGGAUUGCUGACAGCUGCCAAUCUAACAGGUGAAACAGAAAUCGAUGUUGAUGGAGGCCACGACUUGGAAAUCUUUGAAAUCAAUGAAGCUGCAGGGCUGAACCUACUGGAGGGAGAUAUUGUAGAGGACCAGACACUCGACAGAAACACCAUCAUAGGAGACAAGUAUCGCUGGCCAACAACCAUUCCCUACUACCUAGAGGACAGCCUGGAAAUGAAUGCGAAGGGAGUGAUCCUGAAAGCCUUUGACCAGUUCAGACUGAAGACCUGCAUUGACUUCACACCAUGGAAGGGAGAGAAGAACUACAUCUCUGUGGAUAAAGACAAUGGAUGCUUCUCCUAUGUAGGUAACCAGCGUAAGGGGAAGCAGCAGCUGUCCAUUGGUACAAGAUGUGAUAGACUGGGAAUCGUUGAGCAUGAGUUCCUCCAUGCUCUGGGAUUCUGGCAUGAGCAGUCCAGAGCUGACCGUGACGACUAUGUCAACAUCAUAUGGAAUCGUAUUAAACCUGGUCAAGAGGACAACUUCAUCAAACAUAAUGACACAGUGUCCAGUGCCCUGGGAGUUCCCUACGACUAUGGUUCUGUGAUGCACUACAGUAAGACAGCCUUCAGCAUCAGCUCCGAGCCCACCAUCGUCACCAAAGACCCCAACUUCAUGGACAUAAUUGGUCAGGAAAUAGGGUUCAGCGCCAGUGACCUAACCAAGCUAAACCUCCUCUACAACUGCACCAAGUCUUCUACCUUUGUGGACAGCUGUGACUUUGAGGAGGAGAACAUCUGUGGGAUGAUUCGGGGUCGUGGCAACGCCAAGUGGGAACGGCGUUCCUCAGUGAUUGGAGGGCCUUGGACUGACUUCACCAACAUGGGACAAUGCAUAGGAAAAGGCAACUUCAUGCAUUUCAAAACAGCGUAUGUUAAGCCCAAACAGCAAGCUACAAUGGAGAGUCGAUGGCUUUACCCCAAACCUGGUCCCCAGUGUCUGCAGUUCUUCCUCUAUAACACCGCAGCACCAGAUGAUGUGCUCAACAUCUGGGUUCGAGAGUAUGACGCCAAUGGUAAACUGAAGCUCUUCAAGAGCAUUUCAGGAGGUGCCAGGGGUUCUUGGGAGCUGCAUAAUGUCAACCUGAAUGUGACAAGGAAGGCCCGUGUGGUUUUCCAUGGGGUGAGGGGAACAGGUCCAUCAAAGGGAGGUUUCUCUGUGGAUGACAUUAACCUGUCAUCCACAAAGUGCCCUCAGCACGUCUGGCACAUCCGCAACAUCACCGGGAUGAUGGCCACAAUGCCAGUAGAACAAGAUCUGUACAGCCCCCGUUUUCUGUCUCCAGCAGGUUACUCCUUCCAAGUAAGUCUGUACCCAAAUGGAGUAAGUACUUAUCCAGGUCACAUGGCCAUCUACUUCCACCUAACCUCGGGGCCCAACGACGACAAACUCAAGUGGCCAUGUCCAUGGCAGCAGGCAACCAUGGUCCUGAUGGAUCAGCAGUCUGACAUCAGACAGCAAAUGAACAUGCACCUAAUGAUCACCACUGACCCUAACAAGACCUACGAAGAAGAGUACAUCUGGGAUGAUCCCAGAAAGGUGGGCUAUAAAGUACAGGACUCUGAUGGCAGCUAUUACUACCGAGGUCCAGGCUGUGGAACACGUACCUUCAUCAGCCACAGCAGACUGAAGAGCAAAAAAUUCAUCAAAGGAGACGACGCCUUCAUCCUCUUAAGUCUAGAAGACAUAUCUCACCUGUUGGCGUCUCAGCCUCUGCCCCUCUCUUCAGUCCAUGAUGUUCCCAGUCAGAUGAAGUCAGCAGACCAAUCAGCUGUUCAUGGACUUGCUAAUAACUCCUUAGCAGUCAUAGGUGUGGCAGCAUCUCUGGCAGCCGCCAUGUUGGUGAUAUCCAUGUUGAUUAUGGGGAACGCCUGGUUCAUGAGGAGGUUUAGACAGCAGGAGAUUGACAAGGUGGCGAUAAUGCAGGACAAGCCUGGAUUCAUGGAUGAGAAAUCAACCAAAGAUGUCCAAUCUCUUCUCUCUACUCCAUAAUGGCCAAUGAAAGGAAAAGUGAAAUUCUGUCUUUCUCAUCUAAGUGCCUUGCUUAUCUAUAAAACUGCUGUACUAAUUCUGAUUCUCAAGUAUAAUCUCACUGUAAGCAUAAGAAAUAAAAUCUCUCUCAGCAUUUA